Messenger RNA from Trichosporon asahii var. asahii CBS 2479, 2652 nucleotides. RefSeq lists its product as uncharacterized. The record is from RefSeq and is a predicted model, not a curated record. Bases 1 to 2652 code for a protein of 883 amino acids. NCBI's taxonomy places the organism in Eukaryota, Fungi, Basidiomycota, Tremellomycetes, Trichosporonales, Trichosporonaceae. The transcript is spliced from 4 exons. Gene Ontology annotation, molecular function: protein serine/threonine kinase activity; ATP binding. Gene Ontology annotation, biological process: regulation of MAPK cascade; protein phosphorylation; intracellular signal transduction. Gene Ontology annotation, cellular component: cytoplasm.
AUGUCCCAUACAAGCCCAAAGCGUAUAGGGGCCAUCCGCCAUCCACAAGCAGAAUAUGUUGGCGCAACGCCGAUGAACUCGAGCCCAGACCUCCCCAUCAGUAACGCCUACACCUCGCGCAACUCGACAGGCCAGACCGCCGGCUCUGACCUCUCGCUCGGCCUCUCGCUCUCGGGCUCGUCAUCCCACCAAUACCCCCAGCAGCAACAGCAACAGCAGCAGCAAUCCCAGUCGCAGCAGUCGUCCCGACCUAGCGCCGCGCUCGCGAAUCCGCCCUCGUCAUACAGUCGCCAGGACUCGUAUCGUCAAGACUCGUUCCGCAGCUCGGAUUCUGGCUACCAGCCUUCCAGCAACUUUGGUGCCGCGGGUCACUCAUCCACCGUUUCUUCCACGUCAAAGUCGUCCCGAAAGUCUGAUCCGUACAGUAUGGCUCAACAACCGCAUUACAACAACGGCAACACGAACGGCACCUAUUCAUCGACCACCUCGACACCGUCAAGGCCGCCCCUGCACCACGCCUACUCUACCACUAGUGCUGCUGCUGCUGGUGCCGCGGGAUCGCCCAGCGUGAACCGCCAUUCCUACACAAUGGGCCCUGGAGGAGCAGGCUCUUCGAUGUCCCAGCCCCCGCGCCCCGUGCGCUCUGGUACCCUUCCUGCAGGAGAGCACCCCGGUGCUUCUUACUCCAACGGGAUGUCGGUCUCUCCCCUCCCUCAGCUCUCCAUUCCACCUGUGCCCGCGAUCCCAUCUCCUUCCACGCCCACGUCGGGCAACAGCAGCAGCCAAACAUUUGUCUCCACCCCCACACCGUUAGAACAGAGCCUCGAGUCCAAGAUGAGCCUCGGCCCUACGAUUCCUGUGCAAACGGACAAGGAGCUGCCGAAUGGUCCCCCGACGGUGCGCGCUAGAAGCGGAACAAAGGGAAGCUCAAAGGACAAGAAGAGCAUGUUUGGUGUCCUGAGUGACCUACUCAAUUCGAACGAUGCGAAAAAGCCCAUCAUUUCCACCCCGUAUGACCCGAUCCACCUGACGCACGUCGGUUUCGACUACAACACGGGACAGUACACGGGCAUGCCUGCCGAGUGGCAGCAGAUUCUGGAUGAGAAUGGAAUCACCCGUGCUGAGCAGGAGCAGAACCGGGAACAGGUUCUCGCUGUCGUGGACUACUUCCGAAACCUCGACUCGGAAAGCCCAGAUGACGACGUCUGGAGCAAAAUGCGCAAUGCGGGCCCCGCGCACCAGUUCUCCUCGUCUGGCACGACACCGUCACCACAGCCCAACUCGGCGGACAUGUCGCGCGAAAACUCGAACGACGGCUCGGCAUAUGGAUACAACAACCCGCGAGCAGCCCCGGCGCCGCCCCCAGUGCCGCAACAACAGUCUUCCUCGUCGGCGUCUCGCUUACAGUCUGAUCGCCCGGCGCCGUCCAAGCCGCCCAGGGCAGCCAUGGACGUGGCCCAGCCCGCGCCGCAGGCGCCGUCACAGGUCGAGCGCUCGCACUCGCAGCGCGUUCCUGGCAGCGGAAGUUCCACCCCGCAAGCCAAGCCCAAGACGAUUGACCGGUCGCUGUCGUCUCGUGCGCCCCCGAGCAAGGGCGCGUCUCCCCCGUUACACAAGUCGCUGUCUCAGUCGGGCAAGCGUCGUGACCGGGAACGUGAGCGCGAGCGCGAUGCGCCGCCCACCGUGCCGUCACAAUCUGCCGGUGGUGUGUCUCGAUCACAGACAAAGGGACGUGAGCAAGGCGGUACUACGCGCCGUCGCGACAAGGCCAAGGAGAAUGAGGAGGUUGUCCGCCAGCUGCAGAUGAUCUGUUCCCCUGGCGACCCGAACCAGAUUUACCGCAGCCUGGUCAAGAUUGGCCAGGGCGCGUCGGGUGGUGUCUACACGGCAUACGACCGGAAUAACACGCCCGUCGCCAUCAAGCAGAUGAACCUGGAGAAGCAGCCGAAGCAGGACCUCAUUAUCAACGAGAUUCUGGUCAUGCGUGAGAGCCGUCACCCGAACAUUGUCAACUUUAAGGACUCGUACCUCUGGAAGGGAGACCUCUGGGUCGUGAUGGAGUACAUGGAGGGAGGAUCACUCACGGAUGUUGUCACCGCGCACUGCAUGAGCGAGGCGCAGAUAGCAGCUGUGUCGCGCGAAACGUGCGAGGGACUGCGCCACCUGCACUCGAAGGGUGUCAUUCACCGCGACAUCAAGUCGGACAACAUUCUGCUGUCGCUGAACGGCGACGUCAAGCUGACCGAUUUCGGCUUCUGCGCGCGAAUCGCCGACCCCCUCUCAACCAAGCGCACGACCAUGGUCGGCACGCCGUACUGGAUGGCGCCCGAGGUUGUCACGCGCAAGGAGUACGGACCGAAAGUGGACAUUUGGUCGCUCGGCAUCAUGGCGAUCGAGAUGCUCGAGGGCGAGCCGCCCUAUCUUAACGAGAACCCCCUGCGCGCUCUGUACCUGAUCGCGACAAACGGAACGCCCAAGAUCAAGGACUGGGACAAGCUGUCGAGCGUGUUCCGCGACUACCUGCAGGCGUGUCUCACGGUGGACGCGGAGAAGCGGCCGACGGCCGAGCAGUUAUUACGACACGAGUUCUUCAAGUAUGCCGCCAAGCUCUCGAGUCUGUCCACCAUGAUCAAGAGUGCGAGGAAGAACUAA